Messenger RNA from Xiphophorus couchianus (Monterrey platyfish), 2021 nucleotides. It is a transcript of the gene gmeb2, whose product is annotated as glucocorticoid modulatory element binding protein 2. Gene Ontology annotation, cellular component: nucleus. Gene Ontology annotation, biological process: regulation of transcription by RNA polymerase II. The transcript has 10 exons. Gene Ontology annotation, molecular function: RNA polymerase II cis-regulatory region sequence-specific DNA binding. The record is from RefSeq and is a predicted model, not a curated record. Bases 295 to 1770 code for a protein of 491 amino acids. Lineage: Eukaryota; Metazoa; Chordata; Actinopteri; Cyprinodontiformes; Poeciliidae.
GAAGAAGAAGAAUAGAGGCGGAAGAGGCGAAUGUAUAAACAGAAAAGAAAACCGCUCAGUGAUAUGAGUAGAUUAACAUGAGUUUAAAGAUUCUCAUCCCAACACUGAAGCCGCAGACAUUAUUAGAUUUUAUUAUUUCAUAGAAAUAUAAUCAAAUAAACGGGACAUCUGUCUGUCCUGGCCUGUUUUAAAUCUAACUGGAGGCUUUGAGGUGGACAACAGUUUUCAUCACCCGGUGCCAGCAGGCAAAGACUGAAGUUGCAGUUUCAGACGUCCGUCCACAACGUGGUCAGCAUGGCAGAGAUGAGUGAGGUGGUCAUCGUCACCCUCCCAGAAGUCGUGUCCAACCAGCUCCCCUCUGUGAUGGAGGAAGACAAGGCCGUGCUGGUAGCCACCGAGCUGGCUCCUCAGGCUGGGGAGGACAUCCUCACUGUAGCGCCAGUGGAAGCAGAAACCGAGGCCACCGCUGAUUCCAUGUCGAAGGAGGAGGCAGUAAUUGUGAAGCUUUCUGAGGAGGUGGACGUGGAGGCCGACGUCUUCUACCCGAUCACCUGCGGAGACGCCAAGGCCACGCUGGUGUGGAAGAAGUUUGUCUGUCCUGGGAUCAACGUGAAGUGUGUGCAGUUCACCGAUCAGCUCAUCAGCCCCAAAGAGUUUGUGUGUUUAGCAGGAAAAUCCACCUUAAAGGACUGGAAGAGAGCUAUCCGCCUCAACGGCACCAUGCUCAGGAAGAUCAUGGACUCCGGUGAGCUGGACUUCUAUCAGCACAGUAAGGUGUGCUCCAACACCUGCCGCAGCACCAAAAUCGACCUGGUGGGAACCAAGGUGUCGGUCAGCUGCGACCCGCCCGCCGACCUGCUGUCUGCUUCUGCCUCUUCAGCUGACUUGAACGGAGCAGCUAUCUCAUUACCAGAUGUGACAGAGGAACCCUCAGAGUGGGUCACGACGAUCGGAGAGGACUCUGUGGUGUUCUGGCGGGCUGUGAAGGAGGCGGGCCUUUUGGAGGAAGUGGUGGAGGACUUCCAGAAAGAGGUGCAGGAGAUGUUGACGGGGCUGCAGGAGCGAGUAUGUGAUCCGCCGGUGGAGGUCAAAGACGCUGUUCUGCUCAACAACAUAGUGCAGAACUUCGGCAUGCUGGACCUGGUGAAGAAGGUUCUGGCCAGCCACAAGAGCCAGAUGGACCGCUACAGAGAGCAGUACACCCGCAGUCUGGCGGCUCUGGAGCAGCAGUGUGAUGAGCACAGGAAGCGAGCCAAAGAGCUGAAGAGUAAAUCUCAGCACCUCAACAACGUCCUGAUGAACCUGACCCCGGCGCCGUCCCCACCGACAACCAAACGACCCCGGCUGACCCGAGCCGUCUCCGGCCCGGCCGCGGUCAACGCCACGCCCACUCAGAUCGCCCUGCCACUUGGCCAGUUGAGUGGUCUGACGGUGGCCGGGGCCCAGGCGGGCGGCUACACCCUCCUCACCUCACCACUCUCGGGCUCUGAGCUGGGGGCCGACGGCUCCAAUGUGACGGUGUUGUCCGCGGCGACCGGUCAGGGGGCCGGCGCCUCCGGGUCCUUCGUUAAGGUGAUGGGGCCGCAGUUCCAGCUGGUCACGCUGCCGCUGGCCACCCAGAGCCCCGCGGUGCAGCAGCAGGUCAGCACCGUCACCGUGGUGGACGCCAUGGUGACGGCUGCUGACGAGUUGCAGGAGGUAAGCCAGGCUGACGGGGAGGAGGAAGGUCAGCCAGGGCAGGCAAUGGAGGAGGAAGAGGAGCAGCAAUGAGAAGAAGAACAGCUGCUGGGCUCCCAGCUAGUCUGGACUCGAACUGCUUUCAGGAAGUUGUGACGAGUAACAGCUGGACAAACUUUGAACUUUUCCUCAUCCAUUUGUCUCACAUUUCAGCGUCAGCAGACGGUGUGUCUCGUGUCCUCCUGUGCUUUAAUCCUGGUUUUAACCAAUAUGUUUGACAAAGCUUGUGCUUUCUAGAAGCACAACAUGCUCCUUUAUUUGGGAUUAAAUGCUCUGGAAGUGAA